GAGAGGAGGAGCUUUUCCUCAGCCGGCGGUGAUGUGUUGUGUGACAGCUGAUACUGGUGUGUGUGUGUGUUUCGCAAGUGCCUCACUCACACAGUCUGUAGUUUUAUGGUUCUGUAACACAGAAUGGACUUCAGUGUUAAAAGACUGGCAGCGGACGCGGGGACUUUGCUGAGUCGGGCGGUACAGUUCACAGAGGAAAAGCUGGGCCAGGCUGAGAAAACUGAGCUGGAUGCACAUUUGGAAAAUCUUCUAACCAGAGCUGAAUGCACCAAACACUGGACAGAGAAGAUUUUGAAGCAAACAGAAGUGUUAUUGCAGCCAAAUCCAAACGUGCGGAUAGAAGAAUUUUUCUAUGAGAAAUUGGACAAAAAAGCCCCCACACGUAUGAAUAACCAUGAGAUGCUGGGCCAAUCCAUGAUUGAUUCUGGGAAUGAGUUUGGACCUGGCACAGCCUACGGAAAUGCUCUGAUGAAGUGUGGAGAGACAGAGAAGCAGAUUGGAGGAGCUGAAAGAGAGUUUAUCCAGAGUUCAGCUAGUAAUUUCCUCACACCUUUCAGGAAUUUUCUGGAGGGUGAUUUCAAAACUAUACUGAAAGAACGCAAGUUGCUGCAAAUCAAACGACUGGAUCUUGAUGCCGCCAAGACGAAGUUAAAGAAAGCCAAAAUGGCUGAGGCAAGAGCUGCUGCUGAACAGGAGCUGAAGGUGACACAGAGUGAGUUUGACAGGCAAGCUGAGAUAACCAGACUGCUGCUGGAAGGAGUCGGCAGUACACAUGCUCACCACCUUCGCUGUCUGAAUGACUUUGUUGAGGCUCAGACGACAUAUUACGCGCAGUGUUAUCAGUAUAUGGUGGAUCUGCAAAAACAGCUAGGAAGCUUCCCUUCCUCAUUCUCUUCCAAUAAUAACCAGUGUUCAGCAGGGGCGGGAGCCAGUGUCUCUGUACCCACUCUGCCCGUUUCCACUGUUCCUUCUGCUAGUGCCAGACAGAGUCACCCUGGCUUCAGCGAGCUGUUGAGCUCAGGUGUGAGCCGCAAGGCACGGGUACUGUAUGAUUACGACGCUGCUGGCAGCAACGAGCUCUCCUUAUUGGCCGAUGAAGUGAUUAUUGUGAGCAGUGUCCCAGGCAUGGAUUCUGAUUGGCUCAUGGGAGAGCGCAGGAGCCAGAGGGGCAAAGUGCCAAUCACAUACCUAGAGCUGCUAAACUGAGUGGCAACAUUUUAAAAAAAACAAAAAAAAAACCCACAAAAUUCAAAUGGGAUUAAACCAUAUUCAAUAUGUAUAUGCAACUGUGCUGCUUCUGUGAGCUGCUUUCAUGCCAUCAGUAUGUCAUGGAUAAGCUUAUAUAGCUUCAGCAAGGGAAGAGUGUCUCACCCAAGUCAUUUCUGUUUACAAGCUGGUUAACGCAUAAGUGCUUCUGAUGUAAUGUCAUUAUUGCCAACACUCUGUAUUAUAACUUAAAAGUGAUAAGAAGAGCUUGCUUUUGUAUUGAAAUGUUACUUAACCCAUGACUCACUUAUAUCGUACUAAAGUCUGUCACUUUAUGAAAAUUUACUUCAGCUAGCUGUGCCAUUUCUUAUUGGCAGGGAUAGAAACUGAAAUGAUUUAUUAUAUUGUGUGCUAUCUGGUUUCUAAUAGCCACAGUAGCCAUGUGCCUCAGAUAUUAUUUAUCUUUUUAUUUGUGAAUUUUGAAAAUGCCUUUGAUUUUAGUACAGAUUGUAAACCAGUGCAUUUCAAAGACUGUUAUUAGAAACAGAUAUACUCUAAUUCUUUUUAUUUCUAAAAUAAUUAGAACAGUUGUUCAGACAUUUGUAUAGAGAAAGAGAGAAUAGGCAGUGUUCAGCACUUGACCAUGGUUAGAGAAAUCACAUUUAAUUGUGAGGUUCUGUACAGUUUACAGGUUGUUGUAAGGUGCAGCUCAUUAACUUGAUUUUAUACACUUACUUCAAGUGUUGUGUGCCUUAAAUACCGCUGUGCCUUUUUAUCAAGCCAUUUUUACUUUUUAGAUUUGUAAAGCAGGUCUAAUUAUCAGAGGAUGAGCAUUAGGACUGUAUAAUAUCCAGGCUGCAAAAUGUUUUAGCUGCACAACCUGUUUGAAUAAGUCCAAGUCUUAAUAUGAUCACUUGUGUGAAAUUGUUUGUUUUGAUUUAUGAUUUAAAAGUUAUAGCCAAGUAAUUGACUCCAAAAAUACAGCUGGGUCAAACCAAACACAUUCUUAAUUAAUAUGCUUGGUUUUAAGGCCAUCUCAGAGGCAGUAACAGUGCACCAAACUGCAUUUACUGAUACAGUUGGUGGUUUCUUUUUCCCAUCCUCCUGAGACAGCUUCAGAAUACUUCAGAAUAUGGCUUCACCUAACUCGAGUUUCAGUUUCUGUAUCAUCCUGUCCCAGUCCACCAUCUCAACUUGUCUCCUUAGAAUUUGUCUGCCAUUUUGCUUUAUUGCAAAUAAAUACAUUUUACAUCCUU
Pangasianodon hypophthalmus (striped catfish) is the source of this 2462-nucleotide messenger RNA. RefSeq names its product SH3-domain GRB2-like endophilin B1a (gene sh3glb1a). The coding region runs from base 124 to 1206 and encodes 360 amino acids. Lineage: Eukaryota; Metazoa; Chordata; Actinopteri; Siluriformes; Pangasiidae. Gene Ontology annotation, molecular function: protein binding. Gene Ontology annotation, biological process: membrane organization. Gene Ontology annotation, cellular component: membrane; cytoplasm. The record is from RefSeq and is a predicted model, not a curated record. The transcript is spliced from 9 exons.